UGUUACAUCAAGCCUGCCUGAACACACUUGACAUAAUUUCGACCGCAAUGCUUCGCCAUGCUUGUCGACUGUGGCGAUUGGCGGCUGUCCCGGCUGUCCCGACUGCGGCCGUGCGCUUUUCCACUGGGCCUGCCCGCGAACAACUCGCUUCGUCUGGCUAUCCAGACAUGAGCCCAUCUCGGCACCUUUUGGAUCGGUGUUUGGAGGCAGCUGCGGGACGAGGUGUUGACUCUAGUGACUAUCACCCCUGGCUGCCCGUGGAUCUUUUUCAGACACUCUUGGUGGACAUCCAUGAGUAUGCAGGCUGCUCCUGGUUCACAGCCAUUGUUUGCACAUGCUUAGCGAUUCGAGCUCUCCUGAUGCCUGUGACCAUAGCGGCCAUGCGCGGUUCCAGAGAGAAGGCAAUCCUGCAACCAGAGUAUGAGGAGCUCAUGCAGAAGCAGAAGGCCCUUCGCAUGGAUAGCGACCCCGACAAGAGUCAAAAGAUUCAGAAGAAGCUUCAGGCAUUUACCCAAAAGCACGGCCGCCUUUUUAUGAUGAAAGGCACCUGGAACUUAUUCCUCGUGCAAAUGCCACUCUACAUCACGGCCUUUGCUGCGCUGAGGGGUAUGGCAAAUCAUCCGGACAUGUUCCGGGGCUUUGCCAUGGAGUCCCCUCUUUGGCUCGAGAGCCUUGCGCUGGCGGACCCUUACUGCAUACUGCCCGUCAUCACCGGCGCCAUCAUGAUCACCAACACCGAGCUUUUUGGAUCUGUUGACACUGAAGCUACACAAAUUGAAGAGAAAGGGGAUGGUGCUGCAUUCGGUCAAAACACCAUGCAGAAGUACCAGAAGCACAUAAUGCGCGGAUCGGCGGUCCUCUUCAUCCCGAUGACAAUGAAUUUCCCUGCAGGCGUCUUCAUUUUCAUGUCGUCGAACAUGGCGGCGGCGGCGGCGCAGAGCCGCGCCUUGCGGCACCCGCUGGCGGAGCGCUGGCUGGAGCUGCCGUCCCCAAAACCCGCGAAAGACGCGAAGGCGAGCUCGACGGCUGCGCGCGCGACGCCGCAUCUCGACUUCCAAAAACUGAGAAGAGAAUUUCUAAAGGGAACUGAGAUAGGAAUGAAGCUGGAGCCUCCAACUCGCUUUGCGACUCUGACAAAUGCCAUCACAUUGGCGCACCCGAAGCCGAUGGUGCCAGAAGCCACCUUGCUUCAGCCGAGAGCCAGCUACGCUGUCCGGCGCAAGUGAGUUGCGCUG
Effrenium voratum is the source of this 1235-nucleotide messenger RNA. The record is from the annotation of a GenBank genome assembly. NCBI's taxonomy places the organism in Eukaryota, Dinophyceae, Suessiales, Symbiodiniaceae.